UCAGCGGCCGCGGGGCGGGAGCGGUGGCUGCUCGGCGGGCGCGGAGCGGAGCGCGAAGCAGAGGCGCCGCCGCUGUCCCGGAGCAAGCCAUGCCGCGCUUGUCUCUGCUCUUGCCGCUGCUGCUGCUGCCGCUGUCCCCGAGCCUCGGAAUCCGCGACGUGGGCGGCCGGCGACCCGAGUGUGGUCCGUGCCGGCCAGAGGGCUGCCCGGCGCCUGCGCCCUGCCCGGCGCCCGGGAUCUCGGCGCGCGACGAGUGCGGCUGCUGCGCUCGCUGCCUGGGAGCCGAGGGCGCGAGCUGCGGGGGCCGCGCAGGCGCGCGCUGUGGCCCCGGCCUGGUGUGCGCGAGCCGGGCCGCGGGGGCGGCGCCCGAGGGCACCGGGCUCUGCGUGUGCGCGCAGCGCGGCACCGUCUGCGGCUCCGACGGUCGCUCGUACCCCAGCGUCUGCGCGCUGCGCCUGCGGGCCCGGCACACGCCCCGCGCGCACCCGGGUCACCUGCACAAGGCGCGCGACGGCCCUUGCGAGUUCGCUCCUGUGGUCGUCGUUCCUCCCCGAAGUGUUCACAAUGUCACCGGGGCGCAGGUGGGCCUGUCCUGUGAAGUGAGGGCUGUGCCUACCCCAGUCAUCACGUGGAGAAAGGUCACAAAGUCCCCUGAGGGCACCCAAGCACUGGAGGAGCUGCCUGGGGACCAUGUCAAUAUAGCUGUCCAAGUGCGAGGGGGCCCUUCUGACCAUGAGGCCACGGCCUGGAUUUUGAUCAACCCCCUGCGAAAGGAGGAUGAGGGUGUGUACCAGUGCCAUGCAGCCAACAUGGUGGGAGAGGCUGAGUCCCACAGCACGGUGAUGGUUCUAGAUCUGAGUAAAUACAGGAGCUUCCGCUUCCCAGCUCCCGAUGACCGCAUGUGA
Messenger RNA from Nomascus leucogenys (northern white-cheeked gibbon), 905 nucleotides. It is a transcript of the gene IGFBPL1, whose product is annotated as insulin like growth factor binding protein like 1. NCBI's taxonomy places the organism in Eukaryota, Metazoa, Chordata, Mammalia, Primates, Hylobatidae. Gene Ontology annotation, cellular component: extracellular region. Gene Ontology annotation, molecular function: insulin-like growth factor binding. The record is from RefSeq and is a predicted model, not a curated record. Gene Ontology annotation, biological process: regulation of cell growth; regulation of signal transduction.